Messenger RNA from Mangifera indica (mango), 863 nucleotides. RefSeq names its product light-harvesting complex-like protein 3 isotype 1, chloroplastic. The transcript is spliced from 3 exons. Lineage: Eukaryota; Viridiplantae; Streptophyta; Magnoliopsida; Sapindales; Anacardiaceae. The record is from RefSeq and is a predicted model, not a curated record. The coding region runs from base 47 to 757 and encodes 236 amino acids.
AGAAAGAAAUUAAAAAAAGUAAACAAAUAAUUCUCUUGAAUCAACCAUGACUACCAUUGCCGUUUCUGCUUCACUGCAAAGGGCCUGCAGCUCAAACAAUGUCACCAAAAAGCAACAGUCUCAGAUAAGAACUGCUCGCUCUAUUGGAACAAAGCAAAAGUCAAAUGUAGUUACUUUGAACGUGGAGGGCGACGUAGUUGGGCAACAAGAGAAGUCUUCUUUUCAAAUGGGUAGAUACUUGGAGCAUAGCUCAGAGACAGAAUCUCCCGCUCCAAAAUUCCUGGAUGAGCGUUGGAAGAAUGGCACAUGGGACUUAAACAUGUUUGUUCAGGACGGGAAGAUGGAUUGGGAUGGACUGAUUGUCGCAGAAGCAAGAAGGAGAAGUUUUCUUGAAAUUUAUCCAGAAUCAGCAACAAAUGAAGAACCAGUAGUGUUUAGGAGCUCAAUCAUACCUUGGUGGGCAUGGCUUAGGAGAUCAUAUCUCCCAGAAGCUGAGCUACUCAAUGGUCGAGCAGCAAUGGUGGGAUUCUUGAUGACAUACAUUGUAGACGCAUUGACUGAGCUAGACGUGGUUGGACAAACUGGGAAUUUGGUGUGCAAAGCAGGAGUGUUUUUGACAGUAGUUGGUGUCAUACUGUUGAGGCAAACCGACGAUUUCACCAACCUCAAAAACUUGGCUGACGAAGCCACUUUGUAUGACAAGCAAUGGCGAGCCUCUUGGCAACACCAAAAUUCCGAUACUGGAAACAAAAUUUAGUUGCCAUAAAAUUCCUUGUAUUCUGUGUGUCUUAGUAUAUUUACAUACAUACAUUCAACAGGUUUCUAAUCUCUGUUAAUUGAAUUAAAUUUUAUUUUUUUGGGUC